GGCUCCACCCCCGGAGGCCCCGCCCUGCUCCCGUGCUCUGAACGCUCCAUAUCCGGGUUCCCGCCGCCGCCGCCGCCGCCGUCGCCGCCGCCGCCUCCUCCUCGCUCAUUCAGCUUUGCCGGGAGUGGUGUGAUUCCCGACCAAGAUGGCGGCUGUGGGACGAGUCGGCUCCUUCGGUUCCUCUCCGCCGGGAUUAGCCUCGACUUACACGAGCGGCCCUUUGGCCAACGAGCUCGCAUCGGGCAACGGUGGCGCCCCAGCAGGCGACGACGAGGACGGGCAGAACCUUUGGUCCUGCAUCCUCAGCGAGGUCUCCACCCGCUCGCGCUCCAAGCUCCCCGCGGGAAAGAACGUGCUGCUGCUGGGUGAAGAUGGAGCUGGAAAAACAAGCUUAAUAAGAAAAAUUCAGGGAAUAGAGGAGUAUAAGAAAGGAAGAGGAUUGGAAUAUUUGUAUUUAAAUGUUCAUGAUGAAGACAGGGAUGAUCAAACAAGAUGUAAUGUGUGGAUCCUAGAUGGAGACCUGUAUCACAAAGGCCUCCUUAAAUUUUCACUGGAUGCCAUUUCUCUGAAGGACACUCUGGUUAUGCUGGUUGUUGACAUGUCAAAGCCCUGGACUGCUUUGGAUUCUUUACAGAAAUGGGCAAGUGUUGUUAGAGAACAUAUUGACAAAUUGAAAAUCCCUCCUGAAGAAAUGAAGGAAAUGGAACAAAAGUUGAUUCGAGAUUUCCAAGAAUAUGUGGAACCAGGAGAAGAUUUCCCAGCUUCUCCUCAAAGAAGAAAUACAGUGUCGCAGGAAGACAAAGAUGACAGUGUGGUUUUACCUUUGGGUGCAGAUACACUCACACAUAACUUGGGCAUUCCAGUACUAGUAGUUUGCACAAAGUGUGAUACGAUUAGUGUUUUGGAGAAAGAACAUGACUACAGAGAUGAACAUUUUGAUUUUAUUCAGUCACAUAUCCGCAAGUUUUGUUUACAGUAUGGUGCAGCACUUAUUUACACUUCAGUAAAAGAGAACAAAAAUAUAGAUUUGGUAUAUAAAUACAUCGUUCAAAAACUAUAUGGGUUUCCCUAUAAAAUUCCUGCUGUCGUUGUAGAAAAAGAUGCAGUAUUUAUUCCAGCAGGGUGGGAUAAUGAUAAGAAAAUAGGAAUAUUACAUGAAAAUUUUCAAACAUUAAAAGCAGAAGAUAAUUUUGAAGACAUUAUAACUAAGCCACCAGUCCGAAAGUUUGUACAUGAAAAGGAAAUUGUGGCAGAAGAUGACCAAGUGUUUCUUAUGAAGCUACAGUCCCUUUUAUCAAAACAACCACCAACGGCAGCUGGAAGGCCUGUGGAUGCCUCACCAAGAGUCCCAGGAGGUUCCCCUCGAACACCAAACAGAUCUGUGUCAUCCAAUGUUGCCAGCGUAUCACCAAUCCCUGCUGGGUCAAAAAAAAUUGAUCCAAACAUGAAAGCUGGAGCGACAAGUGAAGGUGUCCUGGCAAAUUUCUUUAAUAGCUUGCUGAGUAAAAAGACCGGCUCUCCAGGAGGCCCGGGUGUUGGCAGUGGGAGCCCAGGAGCUGGCGCUGCGGGUGGAAGCAGUGGUUUACCACCAUCUGCCAAAAAGUCAGGCCAGAAGCCUGUCCUAUCAGAUGUUCAUGCAGAACUAGACAGAAUUGCACGAAAACCAGUUACAGUUUCUCCUACCACACCUACGUCUCCUACGGAAGGAGAAGCUUCUUGAAGAUACCAAAUAAAGCCAUUUAUUCAGUUUUCUGGGAUAAUGUAAACUUGCCUCUGCUUUUUCCUUCAAAAGUGGAUUAGGGAACUGGAGUGCUUUUUCAGAUGGACUAAAUUUGUGUCUUGGUGUAUGGUUGCCCGUUUUACAAAAGGGAUCAAUACAGAAGAAAAUUUUACAACAUGUAGGGUUGCUGUUUGCAUUGCCACUUUGCAUACAGAGUAAUUUUGGAUUUUGAAAAUCGUAUAAUUUAUAGAUCUGAAAUGCAACCAUAUGAUCAUAUUCUAAAGGCAAUAUAAAAUAGGUAGGAAGGUUUAGGGCAGGGCAGAAAAUAUAAUAUGCUUUGGGCAUUUGAUUGACUUGGAAGUCCAAACUUAUUUUAGUUAAGAUUAUAAAAUCAUUUUAAAAAGCGCAUGUUAGUUUUGCUGAAAAGGAAAAAACGAUUGUCCGAUUUUCCAUACCAACAUAAAUAUGCCACCUUACAUUAAAUAUGCUGAGAAAACUGUCAGAUAUUAUUUGAUAUACUAGUCAGCUGUCUCAAUCCAUGAUCCUAUUAAUUGUCAUCAAAACAUGAUUUUGAAUAUUGACCAACAUUUGUUUCUUUAACCAAGAAAAGGAAGCACACUGCCUAAAUGUGUAAAAGAAAAAUGCAGAGGUUAUUAAAAUGUAAAAAGGUAUCAGUCUUUGGAUUUGUCUAUAUAUAUAUAUAUAUAUCUAUGUCUAUAUAUAUAUAUAUGGCUCUGCCUUAAUAUACCCUUUUUGUUCGUGACUCUCAACUGUAAUCAGUUAAUAAAGUAUUUAUUCUCUGCAUUCAGGUUCAAAUAACUUGUUGCAUUCUAUAUUUAAAUUAGUUUUUAUCAGAUAGUGACUAUAACUUAUUGGUAUUUUGAAGUAUUUGACUUAAGAGAUUAUUAAAUGUCCUGUUCUAAGACACAACUAUAGUAGGUUCACUAUGCUGUAAGUUUCCUUAAAUUGGAAAGCAUGUAUCAAAUUCUGGAAUUUAUGUCAGCAUUUCUAGUAGAUAAAAAUAUAGCCAUUUAUCAUUAUUUAAUGGAAAGAAGCUAAUUUAAAAGCUUGACUCAUGCACUGAUAGUUACUGUCAUAGUUGGGUCUUUUCUAUUAAAGUUCAGCUUCCUGGCUUUACUGUUCCUAGGGAGUGGCUAACGUCCUGGUAUCUCUGUUUGGCCCCUCUCUCUGGCCUCCCAUCUUGCUCUUUAUCUCUGUGUCUCUGUAGGAUUGGCCUCCCCAAAAAGGUCAGAGAGGCUCUUUCCAGAGUGUUCAAAGGAGGCCUUUUCCAACACGUACCACCUCACUGUGUGGGACUGAGGUCCACUGAGGUUGAGUUACAGCAUUAUAUAAAGAAUGCAGAUUACCUAGAUUUAGGGAUGUUCCUAGAGACAACUUUUUUAUCAGAGAAAACUCUCAAGACAGGGCAAACAGAACAAACCCAUGAAAUCUGUGGACUAAAGGCUCUUAGAAAGUGGGGAGCAAUGAGGAGGGGGCUAGUGGACUGUUGGAGAGGAUUAUUACAACUUCAGUGGUGGGCAUAACCUAAACCUCGAAAACAUGGUGUUGUAAGCCAACCCUACCAUAAUAAAAAAGGCAGACGUCCAAAA
Molecule: messenger RNA, 3330 nt
Organism: Condylura cristata (star-nosed mole)
Lineage: Eukaryota; Metazoa; Chordata; Mammalia; Eulipotyphla; Talpidae
Gene: DYNC1LI1
Product: dynein, cytoplasmic 1, light intermediate chain 1
Exons: 13
Coding region: 146-1720 (524 amino acids)
Biological process (GO): microtubule cytoskeleton organization; microtubule-based movement
Cellular component (GO): cytoplasmic dynein complex; centrosome
Molecular function (GO): dynein heavy chain binding
Source: RefSeq, a predicted model, not a curated record